CUUUCGCGCCCCCUUCUCUCUCGUUCUCUUUUUCCUUUCUCUGUCUCUGUCGAUAAUUCUGUUCGUUUCAAUUCGACCGCCCAAAGCGCGUCUGCGAUCCCUUCCUUCCACGUCCCUCUGCUCUCCCCGCGUCGAUAUUAUAUGUUUCUUUCGCUCGUGCCGUAGAAUCCCACGAUUCAGAAGGCGAAUGCCGUCACGACGCGCGUUUGAUCUGCGAGAGGCUUGUCCCGAGGCCUCUGCGUUGCUCUCUAGGGUUUUCAUGCGACAAAGGCGCUAGGUGAAAGCGAAAAACGAUGGAUUAUGGCCCCUCGGAUAGUAGCGGUACAGAUGAUGACCUUCCUCCUUCUCACCAGAACAGAUUAACUAGAGGGCCACGUGCAUCUGGAAAUGGACCAAAUGGUAGAGCUGCUAUCAUGGGCAAUUUACCUUACAAUAGAGUACAAAAUGACAUGGAGAGUGAGAUCCAUUGGCUAGAACAAGAAGCUUAUAGUUCAGUUUUAAGGGCUUUUAAGGCCCAGGCUGAUGUUGUCACUUGGGAAAAGGAGGAGCUAAUGACAGGUUUACGUAAAGAGUUAAGAGUAUCUGAUGAUGAACAUAGAGAACUUCUUGGGCGUGUUAAUGCAGAUGAUACAAUCCGAAGGAUAAGGGAGUGGAGGCAAGCAGGCGGAAUCCAACAUAGCAUGCAUAGUGCUUCACAGCCUGGUCAUGAACCUGGUCCUAGUCCCACAGUAUCUGCUUCUCGGAAGAAACAGAAGACCUCUCAUUCUAUGGCUUCUCUCUCUUUAGGAGCACCACCUGCGAUGCAUCCUCGAGCAACUGCUCCAUCUAUACAGCCGUCCUCAUCUGCAGCAAAGCGUGGAGCUGCAGUAGGAGCUGGCGGCAAGAAGCCUAAAUCCGGGCAUGUGGUUGGUGUAAACUCGACGAAGUCAGGAUUAUACUCUUCUGGGGUUCCAGCUGGACGGAGUCAAGUGGCAAACCAUGGUUCAUCUGGUACUGUUGUUGCUAAUGGACCUGCUGAAGCUGCUUCUCUUGAUCCUCUGAUUGGCCGGAAAGUGAUGACAAGGUGGCCUGAGGAUAACAACUUUUACGAGGCUGUCGUAACUGAUUAUAACCCUAAAGAGGGUCGGCAUGCACUUGUUUACGAUAUUAACACAAAGCGGGAGACAUGGGAAUGGGUCAAUCUGAAAGAGAUAUCUCCUGAGGACAUCCUCUGGGAAGGUGAUGAACCUGGUAUUUCUCGUCGAGGCCAUGGAGGGCCAGGGCGUGGAAUCAAGAAAUCCAUGUCACGUAGUGGUGCCAUUGGGGUAGGUAGAGGAAGGGGUGCCACGAAGACCCAGUCUAGGCAAGAGUUUCCUCCAUCUCAGAAUGGCAUUGGGAAGAAGGGCCCUGAUAAAAUAGAAAUGUUGCAUACAGAAACUUUAAUUAAGGAGAUAGAAAGGAUCUUCCAUGGAAACCAUCCAGAUCCUGUGGAGUCGGAGAAGGCAAAGAAAUUGCUGAAAGAGCAUGAACAAACGCUACUGGAUGCCAUAUCAAACAUUGCCAAACUGGAAGAUGCAUCAGAUGGUGAAAGUGAGGAACAUCCAUCUUCACACGACCAGUCUGUUGACGGCGAAAGAGGGUGGAGGAACCACCGAUAUGGUGGAAACCAGCACAGUGCAGAUUUUGAGGAUGACAGGGCUGGUGUGGGAAGGGGUGAAGGCUCAGAUGGAGAUCACAUGGUUACGGAGGGAGGAGUUGCUUCUGAUGAUCAACAAUAUGGUGAUGAUGAUUGAUAUUUUAAGCUUAAAUGCUAAACUUGCUGUUCUGUUGACCAAUGGACGAGAGCCUGAGUUUGACAUGGCCCACUCCGAGUUAGUCUAUCCUGUCCGGAACAAUCAGUCAUCUUGUUGGCGGCACCGGUGCUGAUGUUUCUCAGGUGGAUGGCAGCUAGAACAGUCUUGUAAAGUUGGUGAGCAUGGAUUAACCUGGAAUCUGAGCAAAUGCUGUGGCAAAAACUGCUGCACGUUCCGAGGUUUGCGGGUUGUACAACUAAUGCCUGGGUGGGUGUGUCGGGAACUAUUUAUCAAGAAAUCAAAUGUGUUUUUGGUAAUUUUUUAUCAGUUAAUGUUUUAUUCUCUGGAGAAAAUUUUGAUGCGUUUAUAGUGUUUUGAUGGAAAACCAUGAAAAGUUGCGGACAAUUAACUUA
Molecule: messenger RNA, 2185 nt
Organism: Nymphaea colorata (pocket water lily)
Lineage: Eukaryota; Viridiplantae; Streptophyta; Magnoliopsida; Nymphaeales; Nymphaeaceae
Product: protein EMSY-LIKE 3-like
Exons: 10
Coding region: 294-1772 (492 amino acids)
Biological process (GO): defense response to fungus
Cellular component (GO): nucleus
Source: RefSeq, a predicted model, not a curated record